AUGACCACGCCGGUCAAAGACGUCGUUGCCGGCGAGCCUGACACUGGUCCGUCCCUACCUCCGACGCCAAAGUCGGGCCUCUUCUCUGGGGCAUCCCUGAGGCGAAUUGGGAGCAAGUUGAGCGCAAGCAGCUUGUCUCCUAAGAGCCGCAAAGGGUCCCCAGAGAGGAGUGCCCUGACGAGGCUAGGGGGAGGGCACGUGAUCUCGUCACCUCUGCCGUUGAGAGUGCGACGAGGCUCGCUAAAGCCUCUUUCUAUUGUCACCACGGCCUUUCACCCUCUGGAUUUUGAUCCAGUGCGAGUCUUGGAAGCGGCCAGAGACGUCGCCCUCCCUCCCUCCCCUUCCCCCCCUUCUCCGUCCAAACUGGACGUUUCGACCAUGGCUGGUGAAAAGCCAAGAAAGCGUGCCAUCAUCGACAACAUGGAGAUGUUUGGCAAGCAGGUUGAGCCAUUCCCGCAACUUCCUUUCGCGAGAAAGAAAGAGCGUGACUUUGACGAGGAGACAAUCAAGCCUGCCCGUUCUUACGCCCGUCUCCCGCCGCCGAUCCCGUCUCAAGAAGCCAUGGCUCGCUCAAGUGCACAGAGAUCAACCAGUUUUGGCAUUGAACGAAACCAGAAUACUGAGAGGGUCAUCACUGGCAACUUUGCUUCCCUCCUCAACCUCCCUCCACCAACCUUGAAUCAACACCCGACCACUCAAUCCGACCCUAAUUCGGCCAAAAGUGACGCACCAUUGAUGUUUACAACUUCCACCGCAGAUGAAAUUCGAGCGUGGGCAACCCAAAAGCAUCAGCACGAGGGAGUGCGAGAAAUUCGUCCAAGAAUCAACACCAAUCCAUACCAAGUUCCUGGCAAUGCUUUCUCUCAGCCUGCUGUCAACACUUCCUCUUCCCCCCAUUCUGCUCAUACCACACCAAGCCGUACUUCCAAACCUACGGGUCUCCGAAAGAACCAAAUAGCAAGUCCGCUUAGCAAGUACGGAAACGCUAGCGAAGUUACUCUAACUGCUACUACCCCUGGACGCAAGAGCUCAGACACAAACGGCCUGAAGAGCAAGAUGUCACGUCUGCAGAUUGAUCGCGAUAAUCAGGAGACUGAUAUUUUCGAUAUUCUCGCUGAAGGUUCUCCUUCAGAUAUCAAAGCAGUACCGAAAACUCCAUCUGGCAGUCAGUCUGGGUUCAAGACAACCAGCGAAUUCGAACACAGAAAGACAGGAUUGCGUAAAGUGUCUGCCAUCUUCAAACCCAAGUCUGCAAGUGAGAAGAACGCCCCAGACAUCUUCAGCCAAGUGGAAAUCCCCAACUUUGACGGCAGUAAUUGGUAUCGACCUGAUCUUGAACUCUUCCUCCGCCGCACGUUGAACUGUUGGUCUCGUGACUACAAUGGAGGAGAUCCGAAGCCAAGACACCCCAACACUGGUAAAGGAUGGUACUCUCGCAACUUGAAAUGCACUACUUGUUUGGAGAAUUGUUGCCCAAUCUGUGACCGAGCAUGCUGUGCAUACAGAUCUGCUGUCCUAGCGCUUGGAAAUCACAAGAACAACACUAAGACCUUGAAAAUCGCCGAGGAACGCAUGCACCAGAUCACCACAGUUUUCCCAUAUGGAAGAGAAGUUUCAACAUUCCUCCAAUGCACUGAAGGCGAUGAAACCGGAUGCGGCAAAAUGAUCUGUCCUGAUUGCUGUGGCCAGUGUCCCACCGAUAUCUGCAAAGAUGUCCAAUGCCGUCGUUGCAAGAAGGACCCGUGGGCCAUUUGUGACUGGCACGAUGAGGAGGCAAACCUGAAGGCUUUGUAA
This is a messenger RNA of Exophiala bonariae, 1794 nucleotides long. RefSeq lists its product as uncharacterized. Lineage: Eukaryota; Fungi; Ascomycota; Eurotiomycetes; Chaetothyriales; Herpotrichiellaceae. The transcript has 4 exons. The record is from RefSeq and is a predicted model, not a curated record. Bases 1 to 1794 code for a protein of 597 amino acids.